CACAUUGGAUUCUCGCCAGUCCAUGGCUAAUCUCACUGGAUUUAUUCUCCUUGGAUUCCCGAACCUUGCAGAGAAGUUCAAUAUCCCGGUCUCCAUCGCCCUAUUCGUGGUCUACCUCAUCUCCUUCUUCUCCAAUGGCACAGUCAUAGCUCUGAUUAUUUCUAAUCGGCGGCUCUACCAACCCAUGUACGUUCUCAUCUUAAACCUGGCCAUCUCUGAUCUGCUCUUCGACACAGUGACAUUGCCGAAGAUCAUUGCCAAAUAUUGGUUUGAAGAUGCAUCCAUCUCAUUUGCUGGUUGUAUUUUCCAAGUAUUUUGCGCUCAUUUCCUGGGGAGCUUCGAUUCAUACAUCCUCUUACUGAUGGCUAUUGACCGCUAUGUGGCAAUCUGUAAGCCUCUGAGAUAUCCCUCCAUAGUCACCAAUAGACGUACAAUCCUGUUUUGCUGCUUCUUCUGGUGUUUCACGUCUUUGAUCGGCUUGGUCAUUGCCCUCCUGGACGCCACUGUUCCUUACUGUGGAGCAAAUAAAAUCCCAAGCUGCUACUGCACCAACACUGGGGUCCUGUCCUUGGUCUGUAAAGACGUGACCCUCCUCAAACGUCUUACUUUCGGGAUUGCCAUGUUUGUCCAUCUGCUUCCAUUAUCCUUUAUCCUUUUCUCCUAUGGAGUUAUCAUCAAGGUCAUCAUCUCUCAGAAUGACAAUCGGAGGCGGGCGUUUUAUACCUGCGCCACUCACCUGUGUGUAAUCGGAUUGUAUUUCAUCCCAAGGAUAUUUGUGUAUAUUGCCAAUCAAGUCAAGCUGAUCCUCAAUGAUGAUAUCAACGUCCUCAUCCUCUGUAUUUAUAGCUACGUACCCCAUAUGGCCAACCCCAUUAUAUACUGUCUUAGCACUAAGGAAAUCAGAAGAACUCUUAAAAAUAUGGCCAAGAGGAGGAUCUUGAUGAAAACACUUCACCUUUCUGUGAUAAAUACCGUUACAAAAUAA
Hyla sarda is the source of this 985-nucleotide messenger RNA. Its product is annotated as olfactory receptor 6B1-like. Gene Ontology annotation, biological process: G protein-coupled receptor signaling pathway. Gene Ontology annotation, cellular component: membrane. Gene Ontology annotation, molecular function: olfactory receptor activity; G protein-coupled receptor activity. The transcript has a single exon. The record is from RefSeq and is a predicted model, not a curated record. NCBI's taxonomy places the organism in Eukaryota, Metazoa, Chordata, Amphibia, Anura, Hylidae. The coding region runs from base 23 to 985 and encodes 320 amino acids.